AUGGAUGCACAGUCACAACGUGUAGCUAGAUGGUUGGAAGAGACGGACGAAGAGGAGGAGAAUGAUUUGGAGGACCUGCCGAGUAGCGAAGAUGAAGAAGAUUGUUGUUUAGAAGAAAGACACGAUUCUGAGUCGGAGCAAGAAAGCGAUGUAGGGGAACAGAUAAUCCCAGAUACUCCAUCUGCAUUGCAGCCGUUAUCAGAGUCAAGCUCAGACGAGGAUGUUCCAUUGGCCAAUUUAAGGAUUUACAAAUCUAAGUCAGCUUCACCGACAGUUAUUUUAUCACCAAGUCCUCAAAAGUCAAUACCUACCACUAAUACUAUAUCCACUAGACCAGAAAUAGAUAACACCUCCUGCAAAAGACUAAACCAACAUGAAAACAUCAACCAAUAUUAUAAUUUAGAAGAGCCUUACAUUGACGGUAUUGCACCUUUGGCAAAUGAAUUUGUUCUAGAGUCGAUAUCCAAUAACAACCACGAGGAAACAAUUACUACUCCAAUUCUUCCAUGUAGCUCAACAUCUGUCGCUUCAGCUAAUGUAAUUAACCUUCCAACGCCUCCCAUCGCAUCAGAAAAUAAUAAAGUCGUAGCUCCGGAAAUAGAAGCAACUGUGUCUCAGCCAUUAUUAGUGACUGAGAGUAACCACAAGCCUAGAAAAAGACAAAGAAACAUGGACAUGUGGACAAAAGUUAAAAUAAAGAAACUUCGAAAUAUAGGUGCACAGCCACAAAAAUGUAUGAGAGAGCCUUGCGCUGAAGCUGAAGUGUUUUGA
This is a messenger RNA of Parnassius apollo (apollo), 771 nucleotides long. The record is from the annotation of a GenBank genome assembly. Lineage: Eukaryota; Metazoa; Arthropoda; Insecta; Lepidoptera; Papilionidae.